CAAAAAGAAGAGCUAACCGUGGGAGCUGACUAUUAUACAGUAGUAUCUGCAUCAUCCAUUAGAUGCCAAGUAACCAAACUUGCCGCUCGACCCAUGCCCAAGAUCCUUGUCGGAGUGAUCGGAAUACGCGAGUUUGAGGAAUGGCAACUGUGCAAGUGGGUCGAUCGUUCAGGCACUACUGCUGUAAAAAGAACUGGAUUCACGCACCUCCUCUUUCCUGUAUUCUUCCAUUUCAAACAACAGAUGAAAGGAAGUUCAUCCUUUUAUCUUAUGGAUAAGAGGUAGGAAGGACAUCAGAAACAAUGAUUUCCCCCUAUAUCGAACCAAAUGUGCUUGGCUUGGUGAAACUGUCGGCAGUACUUCUUCCAUUUUAUCUGCUGGGCCACGCAGUGUACAAUUUGUUCUUCCACCAGUUGCGACACUUUCCUGGACCUCGUCUGCAGCACAUUUCCUACCACGCCUACGCCUAUAGGCUUUCCCGUGGAACUCUUGCCCACGACGUGGCGAAAUGGCAUAGGAAGUAUGGCCCCGUGGUGCGCAUUUCGCCGGAUCAGCUCUCCUUCAUCGAACCUGAUGCAUGGAAGGACAUUUGUGGCCACCGCACCGGCUCCAAAGCAAGCGUUGAGGAGAUGCAAAAAUGGCCCGGCUUCUACGUUGUAAACGGUCGCCCACGUACCAUAAUCAACGAGACCAAGGAGAACCACACAAUCCUCCGACGCAGUCUGGCCCACGGUUUCAGCGACCGCUCCAUGCGCCUGCAGGAGCCCAUGAUCGGCAGCUACGUCGACUUGCUGAUCCGACGCCUCAAGGAGCGUUGUCAUUCGGAGCCGACUUCGGACCGGCCCGGUGGCCUCACCACUCGCCAGGACAUCAAGACUUGGUACAAUUGGACGACUUUUGACGUGAUUGGCGAUUUGGCAUUCGGGGAGUCCUUUGACUGUCUUGAAAAGGCCGAGUACCAUCCGUGGGUCGACACCAUGAACAAAACCGCAAAGAAUUUUGGCGCCUUUAUGGCCCUCAAGCUCGUCGGCUUCCACUGGCUCGUGACUGCUAUUCUCAAAUACGGGCUUUCCAAGACUCGCGAGGAUCACGAGAGGAGGACCAUGGCCAAGAUUGAACGCCGCGCCUCGUUGACGAUAGAGCGCCCUGACCUGAUUGAGGGCCUGCUCCAGCUCAAAGGUUUGAGAAAGGAGCAAAUUCGAAUCACCGCCGGCACGCUGAUCAUUGCAGGAUCUGAAACAACGGCUACUCUGCUCUCCGGAGUCACCUACCUGCUUCUAAAGAACCCCGAGAAACUCGCUAGGCUCAACGAGGAGGUUCGGUCCGCGUUCGUUGACGACAAGGAGAUCACGCUAAUGUCUGUCGCGAAUCUACCUUAUAUGCUGGCCUGCCUGGACGAGGCCGCGAGGCUUUACCCGCCCGUUGCUGGCGGUACCCCGCGUGUGGUUCCCGCUGGGGGUGCAACCAUUGCUGGGACAUACGUUCCUGAAAAUACUGUCGUCAGUGUGUGGCAGAUGGCUGCAUACCAAAAUGAGCAAAACUUCCACGAUCCUUUUAGCUUCAAGCCCGAACGAUUCCUUGAACGGGACAGCAAGGUCAACACACGUGACAGGUUCGAAGUUUUGCAGCCCUUUUCGAUCGGCCCCAGGAAUUGCAUUGGCCGAAACCUUGCCUACGCCGAAAUGCGCCUCAUCCUGGCCAAAAUCUUGUUCAACUUUGACAUUGAGCUCGUGGACAAGGAAAAGGACUGGCUCGAUCACAAGAGUUAUGUGCUUUGGGAUAAGCCAGCCUUGGACAUUUAUUUAACCCCGGUCAGACGAUAGAAUUUCCUGCAGCUGGAUCUAUACUGGAUGUGAUUUUGCAGCAUGUAAUGUCAUUUUAAGCACUUUCAUCUCAUGACUCGUAAAAUUUAAAAUUUUAGAAUUUUAAAAUUUGACAUGACCUUUUUUUCCUUUUUUUUGUUUUUUUUUUUUUGAAAUGAAAACAAGUGCGGUCUCAGACUUGGUCUAGUCCUC
Molecule: messenger RNA, 2015 nt
Organism: Pyricularia grisea
Lineage: Eukaryota; Fungi; Ascomycota; Sordariomycetes; Magnaporthales; Pyriculariaceae
Exons: 4
Coding region: 303-1823 (506 amino acids)
Molecular function (GO): iron ion binding; monooxygenase activity; oxidoreductase activity, acting on paired donors, with incorporation or reduction of molecular oxygen
Source: RefSeq, a predicted model, not a curated record